UCUCUCUCUCUCUCUCUCUCUCUCUCUCACACACACACACACACACACACACACACACACAGGCUCCUGCUGCCUAGCUGGGCUGGGCUCUCCCACCCCUGGCUCCUCUCUCAAUAGCUGCCCCAUCCUUGGGGAGAAGAGACCUUUUGUUAUUCAAAUCACACACUUCGGGCUCUGCUGCGGCUGCUGCUGCUGCGAGGCUGCUGCUACUGCUGCUGGCUGGGUGCAGCAGCCCACUGCAGCCAUUGGGAUCUGGCGAUUUCUUCUUCUCUCUCCCCUCCCAGGGUGGCUCUCGGCCUCUCGCUCCAGCUGAUUGCUGGAUUUCCUCUCCCGGCUGGGGGGCGGGGGGGGCUUGUUUUCCGGAGCUGCCGCGGGCCCCCUCCUCCCCACUACAUCCUUCUGUUCCCCAUCCUGCCGCCCCCCCUCUCCGUGUGCCGCAGCUCACCGCUUUUUAAUCUCUCCCCUCCUCUCCCUCCACCCCCAUCGCCCUCCCCUGCUUCCUUUCUGCCAGUCCAGCCUGGGUCCUCCUGCUCUGCCCAGCUCCCGGGGAGCCCCGCGCUCCACAGCAGGCUCUCCCGGCCCCUCCGCCCGCUAACAUGGCACUGCCAGCACCCAGUUAAGCAGGAGUAACAGCCUUGGGGGGAGCAGGAAUCUGGUCCGCCUGGCGGCUCGAGCCCCGGUCAUGGAUGUGAGCAAGAUGACGGUCAGCAUCAAUAAAGCCAUUAAUACCCAGGAAGUGGCCGUGAAGGAAAAACACGCCAGGACAUGCAUCCUGGGAACGCACCACGAGAAAGGGGCACAGACCUUCUGGUCCGUCGUGAACCGUCUGCCUCUCUCCAGCAACGCUGUGCUCUGCUGGAAGUUUUGCCACGUGUUCCACAAACUCCUCCGGGAUGGGCACCCCAACGUCCUGAAAGACUCCCUGAGGUACAAAAAUGAACUCAGCGACAUGAGCAGGAUGUGGGGUCACCUGAGCGAGGGCUAUGGACAGCUCUGCAGCAUCUACCUCAGAUUACUGAGAACCAAGAUGGAGUACCACACCAAGAACCCCCGAUUUCCAGGCAACCUCCAGAUGAGUGACCGACAGCUGGACGAGGCAGGAGAAAGCGAUGUCAACAACUUUUUCCAGCUGACAGUAGAGAUGUUUGACUAUUUGGAGUGUGAGCUGAACCUCUUCCAAACUGUGUUCAGUUCCUUGGAUAUGUCCCGCUCUGUGUCGGUGACAACAGCAGGUCAAUGCCGCCUGGCCCCGCUGAUCCAGGUCAUUCUGGACUGCAGCCACCUGUAUGAUUACACCGUCAAGCUACUCUUCAAACUCCACUCCUGUCUCCCUGCUGACACCCUCCAGGGCCACCGGGACCGCUUCCUGGAGCAGUUCAAGAAGUUGAAAGAUCUCUUCUACCGCUCCAGCAACCUGCAGUACUUCAAGCGACUCAUCCAGAUCCCCCAGCUUCCCGAGAACCCACCCAACUUCUUGCGGGCCUCCGCCUUGUCGGAACACAUCAGCCCUGUGGUGGUCAUCCCAGUAGAGGCUUCCUCCCCAGACAGCGAGCCCAUCCUAGAGAAGGAUGACCUCAUGGAAAUGGACGCCGCUUCUCAGCAGAAUUUCUUCGACAACAACAAGUUUGAUGAUAUCUUUGGCAGCUCAUUUAGCAGCGGCCCUUUCAACUUCAACAAUCAGAAUGGCAUGAGGAGCAGGGAAAAGAAGGAUACCUUGAUUGAUCAUCUGUAUCGGGAGAUCAAUGGACUGAAGAAAGAGCUGGAGAAUGUCAAGGCUGAGAAACACCUGGCCAUCAUGCAGCUGAAGGGCCGGAUCAGUGAGCUGGAGGCAGAGCUAGCAGAACAGCAGCACCUACGCCAACAGGCUGUCGACGAAGGCGAAUUUCUCCGGGCUGAGCUGGAUGAGCUCAAUAAGAAACGAGAAGACACCGAGAAAGCCCAGCGGAGCCUCACGGAGAUCGAAAAGAAAGCUCAGACCAAUGAACAACGUUACAGCAAGCUGAAGGAGAAGUACUCAGAGCUGGUCCAGAACCACGCGGACCUGCUGCGUAAGAAUGCAGAAGUGACCAAGCAGGUCACUGUGAUGAGGCAAGCCCAAGCUGACUUGCAGCGAGAAAAGAAAGAACUAGAGGAAUCUUUCCAUCGGGCUAGUGAGCAGGCCCAGCAAAAGACUCAAGAACAGAUGGAGGUUGUAGAGAACUUAAAGCAAGAACUUUCCAUCAGCAAACAUGAGUUCCAAGUCCUCCAAGGCACUCUGGAGACUUCUGCCCAGUCAGAGGCAAAGCGGAACAUACAGCUUGAGGAACUAGAGAAGGAGCGAAGCAGCCUGGCAAAGAUCGCAUCCGAGAGGUAUGAAGAAAUCUCGACCCUGCGGGACCGCCUGGAACAAUCACAGUCUGAAUUAACCAAUGCACAGGAGUCAAUACGCCAAGCCGCAAAGGACCAACGGAAGUCAUUCCUCCUGGAAACAGGGCAAGAGGCUGAGAAGAUGGUGAAAGACACACUGAACCAGCUCGAGGACCCCGUCCUCAUCAGCUGUGCUGGCUCUGCAGAUCACCUCCUUUUCAAGACCAAUUCUGUUCUGAAAUGCAUCGAGCAAGUGGAGGAGGCCCAGAAACAGUACCUGAACAGCUCAGAGGAUGUCAGUGGCUUGGUGCGGUCCAUGGCCCUCUUGGCUCACUUGGUUAGCGACACCAUGCUCCAGGGCAGUGCCACCUGUCUUACAGCAUCCCUGGAGUCUGCAGAGAUGCUGACAGAUGUCUGUAAGGAGUGUGGAAGGGCAUCCCUGCUCUAUCUGUCUGCUCUAAAGGAAGAGGACAGCCUUGGGGAGGCAGAUAGCACAGCCCUGAGGAGCAGCCUCAGCACCAUCAAGGCCAUUGGCGAGGAGCUCCGGCCCAGAGGCCUGGACAUCCAGCAGGAGGAGCUGGGGGACUUGGUGGACAAGGAGAUGGCGGCCACAUCAGCUGCCAUUGAAACAGCCACGGCCAGGAUAGAGGAGAUGCUCAGCAAGUCCCGAGCCGGAGACACGGGGGUCAAGCUGGAGGUGAACGAAAGGAUCCUCGGCUCCUGUACCAGCCUCAUGCAAGCUAUUCAGGUCCUUAUUCUCGCCUCUAAGGAGCUUCAGAGGGAGAUUGUGGAGAGUGGCCGGGGUGCGGCCUCCCCCAAAGAGUUCUAUGCCAAGAAUUCACGAUGGACAGAAGGACUGAUCUCUGCCUCCAAAGCUGUUGGCUGGGGCGCCACAGUUCUGGUGGAUGCAGCUGAUAUGGUGUUUCAAGGGAAAGGAAAGUUUGAGGAGCUGAUGGUAUGUUCCCGGGAAAUUGCAGCCAGCACAGCCCAGUUGGUGGCUGCUUCCAAGGUCAAAGCAGACAAAGACAGCUCCAACCUGGCUCGGCUGCAACAGGCCUCUCGAGGGGUGAACCAGGCAACGGCAGCCGUGGUGGCGUCCACUAUGGCAGGGAAGUCACAGAUCGAGGACACAGAAAGCAUGGACUUCUCCAGUAUGACGCUGACCCAGAUCAAACGUCAAGAGAUGGACUCCAAGGUAAGAGUGUUGGAACUGGAAAAUCAGCUGGAGAAGGAGCGGCAGAAGCUGGGCUACCUGCGCAAGAAGCAUUAUGAGCUUGCUGGUGUUGCGGAGGGUUGGGAAGACGAGCCUGAAGCAUCUCCAUCUGCCGUGCCAGAAGCCGUGUCAGAGAAGGACUAGAGCCCAGCCAUCACCCCAGACAUCAGACUGUAAAUCCUUAUACUCGUCUGUGUGCUUGUCAUGCCGCCGCUCCACUGCCCACCUGCCCAUGCCACAGACUGACCACUUCCCCAGGGGUAGCUGGGUGGGGCCUUCCAAAGAGCCCCCAGCCCAUGGGCCCUUCCUUCGAUGUGAAGCACACCAAGUCUACCCUCAUUUCCAACCAACUGCUGAGCUGCUGGCGGGCCAUUGCUGUCCAUCCUGCCCCCCUGGGAGUAGAGAGCUGCUGGAAGGGAGCUGGCAGUGGACACAUCUCUGCCACAUGACCCUCCUCAUCUCCGUGCUUACUUGUAGAGCUCCUUUGUUGGACCUGGGUCAGAGGGCUGUGGCUGCAGAGAGGGGCUGACCAAGAGGCUUCAUCAGUAUCCUUUCCAUUUCUUCUCAGUCAUUUCCGUUUCAUCAUUUGCAUAAACUGGGGAGCAUCUGAGGUGGAUUCCAAGCCAACACACACUCCUGGAUCUGUCCACCAAGAAAAGAAGGGCCAGAGGGCCCUGGCGGAGAAGGCCAGGGCCGUGCAUCGCCCCCUUCCUUCGGUAGCCUUGUGGAUUCCCCACUGCUGCUUAUGGUGGUUGGUUUUUCGUUCGGGGUUUGGAAGGUCAAUUCAUAUAGCCAACUUUCCUCAAGGGAACCCCUCUGGAGCUCUUCCAUCGCAAAUGGGCCCCAAUACCACAGUGGCUAAACAGUUACUGGUGCUGCUCAGGCUUUGACCUUGGUGCUCCACACCUGCCAUAUCACGGGCCUCUCCGUUGGGUAUCCUGCUGGAGUACGGAACAGUCAUGUCCACUCCCUGGGAAGGAGGCCAGUUGUUGAGUGGUGACCACUUCCUCCAAAGGGGAAAGCAUGUAGAGUGCCUUGUGUUACUGUAGCUCAACCCCAGCUGACCCCCAGGAUUCAACUUUACAAGUGUGGGGACCACAGGAAGAAGAGGGAAGGAGGGGUCCAGCCCAGGUCCUCAAGGAGCCAUCCUCCAUGACAACAACUCAUGAUCAGGUUCCAGAAACUCCAUGUUGCCCUCCUUGGAUGGAGAUGACCCUUCCCUGGCCACCUCCAUGCUGGCCUCUACCCUCCAUACCUGACCAAGGCACCAAGAAAGAGGAAGGAAAUCUCAGCUGCUUUCUCCAAAAGAUCAGCUUUGUCAUCGUCCCAAACUAAAGGUGGAUAAUGACCUUUUCCAACUAAUUAAGAAGCCCAGAAGCCCUGGACAGAGAGGACCAAGCAAGCCAUCCCCCAAAAAGGGGAGAAACUCACGUCUGGUGUCCACGGUUUCCAUUCAAUCUUACAGCACCCUGUGCUGUUUACAACUGACCACCCACAAAUAGCAAACAACCUAGGAAGAAAUGCUUGGAGCAAUCAUUGUUGGAAGUGACUGAAUCUGGCUGCUGUUCCUUGCCCAGCAUCCAACAAUCUUCAUGAAUGGGAAAGAAAGAAGCAAGAGGAUACCAUAAUUGGACCCCUACCCAAAGAGGCUUCUUAGAACAUCUGGUUAGCUGUCCAAAAAAGGAGAGGAAAGGAGGUGGAAUACUGGUUCCCUUGUUCCUUCAACAGUGCUUUCUCUCUUCUUAUGGUGGGUAGAGGUGGCAAAUAUUAGCGGCCCCAGAAAGAUAGUUAGCCAAUGGCAAAUGCUUCCACCCAAGUAGGCUCCACUACCCAAAAUGCAAAGGGCUCUUGGAUCCUGGGAGUAGCAACCAACAAGCUUCUGCUAAGACUCAGCCCAGAAGAACAUACUAAGCCACAUCAUGAUAGUGCUUGGAAAUCCUGUUCAAUCACUGUGAAUCAAUGGAAGGAGGGAAAGCCAUAGGGACCACUCUUGUGGAGGUUCCCCUGUGCAUUUUAAAAGUGGGGACGCUGUAGAAAUUAGGAACUCAAUCACUAUCCCCAAAAGUAAGGUGUCAGCUAUGAAAAUGAAACAGUCCAACAAUUAGUACUUUUGUGCUUGUCCAAAGACUCAAAGAGAUUCUUUGCUUUGACACUGGUCAAGUGUGUGGGGCAGGAUUUCACCGAGUUGUUUCUCCUCUUCCCAGUGUCCCUAGAAAAUAGCCAGUCCAAACUUUCCUUGCUUUUAGUGGAAGCCACAGAGGGAAUGGCUUUGGGCAGGGAUCACCUCAUCUACUGAACACCAUCCCUCUACCAGUUAACUAAGGUCAUUUUCAAAGCUCCUAGGAACUUUACUGAGUAGCAGUGGGGAUUACAUGAAGGGGCCAGCUUAUAGAGUUAGGUUCAUCUGGAUUUAUCCUGGGGAAGUAGCCACUAAAGUCAAACUAUUUUCUAAAAGCUCCAAGUCCAAGGAUGUCAGCCAGAGGAGAAGCAUCCUGCUUACGCUAGGGAUACGGUAAGAGCAGACAGUGCAACGCCUUUGAGGGGAAUAUCUAAAGUGAAUUUCAUCAAGUGGUAUUAAAUGGCUGAACCUGGCUAGUUGAACAAGGAUAUAUGGCCCAUGGGUAGGCAUAGAGGUGCUCUUGGCAUGGGAACUCAUUGGUGUGAUCAGGUUAGUGACCGAUAAAAGACGCAACUCAGCCCAGUAGCGAUUUGUAGAUUCCUUUAGCAUUUGCAGAGUGUGUGUGCUCACAAAACGGAGAUGGUAGAAGGAAGUGCUUUCGUGGCCAUUUGGGGUUGAUCAAUAACUCUUGCUGCAAUAACUUUUAAGCAAAGACACAUUUUCUAGAUUAGACUAGAUCCUGAUUAUUCUGCUCAGAUUUCCCAGGUCUCCAUCUGAAAUAUGUAGUUGGGUCUAUGACUUCAGAAGUGGCCACACGCUGACCUGAGCUUCUCUUUGGGGAAUUGUUUCUGCUACCAAACUGAGCACUUGGCUUCCAAGGGAUCACUAUCAUGUAGGUCAUGCCAGUUGCCUUUGGCCUUUACAACACCUAGCCCAGAGAAACCAUUACCUCCUGGCCAGCACCUAAACACACGGGAGCCCAGUGUCUCUACCACUGCCCUGGUCCGCCAUGCAUGCUUUGUUACCAUUACCUUUCCGAAUCAAUCAGAGGAGCCUUGCUGCUGAUUAACCCCCGCACUGGCCUUCCAGCGGAGGCGUCUCUGGCCCGGGUUCCAAGCCCCCUACAGCCUGCACUGCCUGUAGCAGAGAAAAUGAUAUAACACUAUGGGUCUGCCAGAUUCUUUGUCUCUCACACAGACUCAGCAAAUCUUUCCAGCUAUUUGCUGAGGACUUCCGUUAUUUCCCAGGUCCAAACCAACUAUAAUACCACCAACCCACUGAUGUGGUGUGCUGCCUUUCACCCAGGAGCCAAAGCAAUACAAAUCUAUUGGUUACUGCUGGGCCCAGUGCUGUGAGCAGUGUAUCCAUCUUCGUGUCCAGACCCAUUGUCUUUCAGGUGACCCUUAACUACCUCAGGUUUGAAGGCCCUAAAUUAAGCUGGUUACUACUCACAGGGACAAACCGAGGGAGUUCAGAUAGAUCUUGGUGAUAACUCAACUUUUGUCUCAAUCCUAUAACUUUUUCUUGUCUAUUUUGAUUUGGGGGAGGUGGGAUUUUUUUUCUCCUUUCUAUUUUUUAACCUUUAUCCAGAUGUCCUUUAGAAGUAUUCCUGUAAAUUAAGUUGACUUAUCACUCUGAGUGCCUACCUUCCCAGGGCAGGUGGCCACUGGCAUUUGGUUUCUUUCCAACAAGACUUUUGAUUAUUAUAGUAUUAAGAUAUUCCUUUGUAUAAUAUGUUGAAUGUGUGUUUUCAAUUUUUAAAAUAAAUAUUUCAACCCACCAGGAAA
Messenger RNA from Monodelphis domestica (gray short-tailed opossum), 7465 nucleotides. RefSeq names its product huntingtin interacting protein 1 (gene HIP1). Gene Ontology annotation, cellular component: presynapse; cortical actin cytoskeleton; clathrin-coated vesicle. Gene Ontology annotation, molecular function: clathrin light chain binding; phosphatidylinositol-3,4-bisphosphate binding; phosphatidylinositol-3,5-bisphosphate binding. Lineage: Eukaryota; Metazoa; Chordata; Mammalia; Didelphimorphia; Didelphidae. Gene Ontology annotation, biological process: actin filament organization; endocytosis; clathrin coat assembly. The record is from RefSeq and is a predicted model, not a curated record.